AUGAACGAAUUAAUUUAUUUAUGUGAAGAUAUGGACAUUGAUGUUUACUAUCAAGACACUGAUAGUAUUCAUAUAAAGAAGAAGGAUCUACCACGAUUUGAAGAGCUUUAUGUAUCAAAGUAUGAUAGAGACCUAGUUGGGUCUGAACUAGGUCAAUUUCACUCAGACUUCCCUCUUGUGAAAGGGAAACCGUCUUGGUCAAUAAAAUCAAUCUUCCUUGGGAAGAAAUCAUAUCUUGAUGUUCUCAUUAAUGAGGAUGGCGACCAGGAUUAUUUAAUCCGUAUGAAAGGAAUCACUAAGAGUGCUAUCAUUGGAACAGCCAAUGAGAAGUUUAAUGGGGAUAUGGUCGCCUUAUAUGAAUAUCUUUAUGCGGGUAAUCCGCUUAUAAUUGACCUAUCCAAGUACGGUGCUCACUUUUCUAUUGAGCGAGAUUUUAAAAUAUCAUCACUGAGUGAAUUUAAAAGAACAAUUAAAUUUUAA
Messenger RNA from Entamoeba dispar SAW760, 480 nucleotides. RefSeq lists its product as uncharacterized. Lineage: Eukaryota; Evosea; Mastigamoebida; Endamoebidae. Bases 1 to 480 code for a protein of 159 amino acids. The transcript has a single exon. The record is from RefSeq and is a predicted model, not a curated record.